AUGUUAGAUAGAAUGACCGGAAAAGGAGAUGGAAUUAAUGAUCAAAUAAUGAAGAUGUCUAUGUAAUUAUUCUUAUUUAUUAAUAUAGUAAUUCUUAUGGCAAUUAUUUCUAUUUACCAAGUGUACAAGAACUACAGAAAUUAUGA
Molecule: messenger RNA, 146 nt
Organism: Paramecium sonneborni
Lineage: Eukaryota; Ciliophora; Oligohymenophorea; Peniculida; Parameciidae
Source: the annotation of a GenBank genome assembly